GGGAGGGGCAGGAGCAGGGGGUGUGGCUUAUGCAAAUGAGGCCCCGCCCCCUUGCCUGCUUUAUCCAGAGUCACGUAGCUCUGCAGCACUGAAGCCAGCGUUGACAUCCGAAGCAACUCGGGCGCUGUCUGCACAUCCAGUGAGGCGAAACACAGAGGAAUCCCACCACCGGCCAAGAUGACACACCAAUACCCGGCGCUGGAGCCGGAGCAGAAGAAGGAGUUGGCAGACAUCGCCCAGCGGAUCGUGGCCCCCGGGAAGGGCAUCCUGGCUGCAGAUGAGUCUGUCGGCAGCAUGGCAAAGCGCCUGAACCAGAUCGGGGUGGAGAACACGGAGGAAAACCGCCGGCUCUACCGCCAGCUCCUCUUCAGCGCCGACAGCCGCAUCCAGAGCUGCAUUGGCGGGGUCAUCUUCUUCCACGAAACCAUGUACCAGCGGGCUGAUGACGGGACCCCCUUCGUGGACAUCAUCAAGGAGAAGGACAUCGUGGUUGGCAUCAAGGUGGACAAAGGGGUCGUGCCGCUCGCCGGGACCGAUGGGGAAACCACCACCCAAGGUCUGGAUGGGCUCUCUGAGCGCUGCGCCCAAUACAAGAAGGACGGGGCCGACUUCGCCAAGUGGCGCUGCGUCCUGAAGAUCACGGAGCACACGCCGUCCUCCUUGGCCAUCAUGGAGAACGCCAACGUCCUGGCGCGCUACGCCAGCAUCUGCCAGCAGAACGGCAUUGUGCCCAUUGUGGAGCCGGAGAUCCUGCCCGACGGAGAGCAUGACCUGAAGCGCUGCCAGUAUGUGACCGAGAAGGUCCUGGCCGCAGUCUACAAGGCCCUGAGCGACCACCAUGUCUACCUUGAAGGGACGUUGCUCAAGCCGAACAUGGUAACCCCCGGCCACGCCUGCCCCACCAAGUACAGCCCCGAGGAGAUCGCCAUGGCUACUGUCACCGCCCUGCGCCGGACUGUCCCGCCCUCUGUGCCAGGGAUCACCUUCCUGUCUGGCGGGCAGAGUGAGGAGGAGGCCUCCCUGAACCUGAAUGCCAUCAACAACUGCCCCUUGGCCAAGCCUUGGGCACUGACCUUCUCCUAUGGCCGGGCACUCCAGGCCUCGGCCCUCAAUGCCUGGCGGGGAGAGAGGGACAACGAGGAGGCCGCCACUGAGGAGUUUGUCAAGCGAGCCCAGGCCAACAGUCAGGCGGCCCUGGGCCAAUACGAAGGUUCGGGCGAAGACUCUGGAGCCGCGGGGCAGUCCCUCUAUGUCGAGAACCACGCCUACUAAGGCCCCGCCCCCUCCCAAGCCCCACCUCCAAGGACCCCCACUUGCUUCCCUUCAUCUUAAGCCACACCCCCUUCCGCCCCAGCUGAUGCCGCUUCUGUAGCCACCAGAGAGAGCCAAGUAGCCACCGAGAGUCCGGCGGGAAAGCGGGGAAGCAUCUCAACCCAGGCCUACCUUGCAGCUUUGUUGCAGGACGGCAGGGAAGAAUGCCAACCAGACCCAGUUUGUAGAACCGCAACCCGGACCAACACUGCAGGGCUAUCGUAGGGCAGCAAUACCCAGAUUUACCUUGCAAAGUUGUUGCAGGAAAGUAUUGUACCUUGCAGGGCUGCAAUGGGGAAUUCAUACCCAGAUCUACCUUGGAGUGUGUUUUAGGAAAGUAUUACAAAGCUGAGCCUCCUUUGCAGGGCUGUUGUAAGAAAGUAUUGCAACCCAAACCUCCUUUGCAGGGCUGUUGUAGAAAACCAUUGCAACCCAAACCUAUUGUCGGGCUGCAAUGGGGAACGGACACCCCAGAUCUACCUUGGACGGUUAUUGUAGGAAAGUAUUGCGAUCCAAAUCUACCUUGCAGGGCUGUUGUAGGGCUGCAGUGCGGAAUGGCAAUCUGUUGUAGAAAAUUAUUGCAACCUGAACUUCCUUUGCAGGGCUGUUGUAGGAAAGUAUUGCAUUUUGAACCUCCCUUGCAGGGCUAUUGUAGGACUACAAUGGGGAAAGGACACCCCAGAUCUACCUUGCAGGGUUGUUGUAGGGCAGCAAAGGAGAAUGUUACCCAGAUCUAUGUUGCAGGUUUGUUGUAGGGCAGCAGAAGAUCUACCUUACCAGACAAUGACAGGGAAUCUGUAAUCCAAACCUACCUUGCAAGGUUGUUGUAGGAAAGUAUGGUACCUUACAGGGCUGUUUUAGGGCUGCAAUGGGGAAUUCGAACUCUAGAGCUACUUUGCAACAUCGUUGUAGGAAAGUAUUACAACCCAAACCUCCUUUGCAGGGCUGUUGUCAGGCUGCAAUGGCAAACGGACACCCAGUUCUACCUUGCAAGAUUGUUGUAGGAAAGUAUUGCAUCUCAACUUUACCUUGCAGGGUUGUUGUCGGCCUGUGAUGUGGAAUGGACACCCAGAUCUACAUUGCAAGGCUGUUGCAGGUAUUGCAACCUGAACCUCCCUUGCAGGGCUCUUGCAGGACUGCAGUGGUGAAGUAGAACCCUAGAUCUACCUUGCAAGGCUGUUGUAGGAAAGUAUUGCAAUCCGAACCUACCUUGCAGGGCUGUUGUAGGGCUGCAAUGUGGAUUGACAACCCUAGAUGUACCUUGCAGGGCUGUGGUAGGAAAGUAUUGCAUCCUGAACCUCCUUUGCAGGGCUGUUGUAGGGCUGCAGUGGCGGAUGGCAACCCCAGAUCUACUUUGGAGGGUCGUUGGAGGAAAGUAUUGCAAUUGUAGGGCUGUUGUAAGGAUGCAAUGGCGAAUGGACACCCAAGUCUACCUUGCAAGGUUGUUGUAGGAAAGUAUUGCAAUUCGAACCUACCUUGCAGGGCCGUUGUAGGGCUGCCAUGUGGAGUGGACACCCAGAUCUACUUUGCAAGGCUGUUCCAGGAAAGUAUUGCAAUCCGAACCUCCUUCGCAGGGCUGUUGUCGGGCUGCAAGAGAAGAACAGUGACUUAGUGCUACACUGGAGGGUUGUUGUGAGUCGGUGUGGAGGGCCUACCUUGGAGGGCGGUCCCAUGGAUUUGUGGGUGCCACCACUGCCGCCAACACCUCCCCAUCCAAUAUUUCCGUCUAUAUGCAACUAUUAGGGGUGACCCUUUGCACUCUGACCUCAGCCAUAGCUUUGCGGCCUGUCCUCGUGUCGCACGAGGGCCGUGAACAAUUCACCGUGCGCUCCGUGCUAUGCCGUAUACCGAAACAUAGUCCUCAAACUAAUAAUAAACUAUAGAGGAGUUGUGACACCA
Messenger RNA from Anolis carolinensis (green anole), 3210 nucleotides. RefSeq names its product aldolase, fructose-bisphosphate C (gene aldoc). The coding region runs from base 178 to 1272 and encodes 364 amino acids. Gene Ontology annotation, cellular component: cytosol. Gene Ontology annotation, biological process: glycolytic process; fructose 1,6-bisphosphate metabolic process. NCBI's taxonomy places the organism in Eukaryota, Metazoa, Chordata, Lepidosauria, Squamata, Anolidae. The record is from RefSeq and is a predicted model, not a curated record. Gene Ontology annotation, molecular function: fructose-bisphosphate aldolase activity. The transcript has 9 exons.